This is a messenger RNA of Physcomitrium patens, 7123 nucleotides long. Lineage: Eukaryota; Viridiplantae; Streptophyta; Bryopsida; Funariales; Funariaceae. The record is from RefSeq and is a predicted model, not a curated record.
CCCGCUCUUUGUGUUGGGGUCGAAACGGGGGGCGUUGCAUCUCACUCACCCUUGAGCCUUUCCUUUCGUUUCCUUUUCCUUCGACAGACAGAUUAUUUCUAAUUUCUGACCAUGACUACUCGUUUGAGUUGCGUUGAGUUGAGUUGCGCCAUUCUUAGAUUUCACAACCAGACCAGCCAGGCAGCAAGGAAGUAAGGGAGUGAGUGAGUGAGUGUGUGAGUGUGAGAGAGCGAGAGGGAGAGGGAGAGGGGUAACCGAAAUAGGGUUUGGUUCCUGGUUUGCGUCGUGAGGCUGUAGUUCUCUCGCAUUGUUCGCAUUCCAUGAUAAUUUGGAGCUGUGUUGACUGUUGUGGCGGUAGGUUGGAUUCAGAAGCUUGGGAGAAAGAAAGGUAGAUAGGUAGGUAAAAAGGUAGGUUUAGUCAAUCACCGUGACGGUGCGAGUGAGAGAGGGUGUUUGAUGGAGUGAGAGGGGAUUUGGAUUGAGGCUUCUCCCAAGGAGCUGUUAUCGGGGAGCAAUGGCGAGUGUUGCAAGGGCUAUUGAGCAAGCAGCUUCGAAAGCGGUGAGUGGAGAGCUAUGGUGGGAACCUCACACUACGGUGUUUUACGAGUUGGACAACUGUGGCUUAGUUGAUGCACACGGGACAGUGGGCGUGGAAAGGGGUAAUUCCGAGGGCGAAGCUCAGUUGGUUGAAAAGCUGAAAGCAAAUCAUGGGUGGCUUUUGAACACCCUGUUAUCUUUCAAGCCGCCGAAUGAAGCAUCAAAAAGCGCUCUUGCAUCAUCCCGCAUUGAUGUGGGCAGCCAUUCUCUGGAGAUUAAACCCGAGUUGAGAGAUAUUGCUCUCCAAGUCAGCACUCACCUGGUCCUGGAUGAAGUGCAAGCUUAUAUAUUGCUGUCCAGGCAUAUAGAGUCGGGGGCGCUGGUGCCAUUUUCUGCCGACAGAGCAUUUUUACAAGCUAUAACUUUGUAUUACUAUGUGGAGCGCCAAUGUCUGCUGAAGAGUUGUCAGCUGUUGCUUACGUUUCAAAUGGCGGAUGAAGGUGAAUCGCUGAGCUCCUACAAGGCUAUGUGCUUGGAGGUUAAGCAACUAUUAGAAGAUGGUUUUGAGGAUAAGACACUUGCCAACUUAAAAGACCGCUUGGCCGUUGUACAGCCCCAGCAUUUAGAUCGAGAAUACACAGUGUUUUGGGCUGAAGAGACCGUUUUGGAACAAAGUUUGCUACUUGACGUUCUCUUUCUUUUGUACUACGAACCAUUGAAUUCUUGCAAAGCAGCUCGAUUUAAGGAGCUGCUAAGUUGCUUUCAGGGCACCGUCUUUGGAAGCGGGCACGGUGAAAGGCUUGUGUUUUCUACAGAAGCAGCGAGAUGCGUUGCGCAUGUACGACAGCAAGCAGUGCUUAUCCUGAUUGAAGCUUUAGACCUUGAGAAUUUGUUGUUAAUGGUUCAUGAUGAAACGCCUUUCAGCCAGGGCGGACACACAUUCUCUGUGGCAGAGGUUCAGGAGCUGGAUGGUAUAAUCGGCAAUCUCGACACAUCAGAAGCCCCAGAGUAUGCACCUCUUCUGUUGGGCUGGGCUACCUUCCUCUGCCUUGUAUCCUUCCUGCCAGUAUCUGGUGAUCAAGCUCCUUUUCAGGAAAUGGAUCUUUCUGCAUGCGUUCGGCAGGCAUAUGAUGGUGGAGCAUACAGUUAUCUGCUGGAAAUGCUCCGAAGUGACUCCUUUCAAGAAUCAGAUGUGCAAGUGGGUGGAUAUAAAAGUGUCGUGAAAACAUUGGCUGCAGCAUUUCUUGCAGCGUUCGAUUCUGCAACCCGGGUAUUUUCUAAGAUGGAUUACGAAGGCUACGACAUCCUCAUCAAUAUUUUUUGCGAAAUUUAUCGUGGUCAGGAAUCUCUUUGCUUAGAGCUAUGGGAUCGUGAUAGUGUAAUUGAUGGGCCCAUUCGAAAUUUAUUAUUCACGCUACGGGAGGAUUUCCCUUACCAAACUUUGUCGCUAGUGCGGCUGUUGGCUGCCCAAUGCAAAGGACCAUGGCCAGCUGAAUGUGUAUACGAUUUUCUCUACAAGAUGGUAAAAGUUACCUCCCUUUACCAGCAUCCGGAGGGAGCAGUUAUGUGCGAAAAGGGGAGUGUUUUGCAGACAAAUGUUACUCUUCUAGUUCCUGGUGCCCCUGGUCUAAUGAUUCCUCGGGGCACUUACGGACGCAUCUCGAGAGUCAUUGAUGGACGUGUCAGUCUUGUCCAUUGGGAGUGCGAACACAGUGGUAUUCUGAUUCUUCUGCUACGCAUGCUGCAACGUUCAGCCUCUGGUUACCUGUUGGAAGAGGUCCAUGCUAGCCUUGAUCUGUUGCAACAAAUGCUCUCUUCUAACAAGGUUCUAGCUCAGUUGUUGUUGGACCUGGAUGGUGCCGUGGCAACUGUGACUGCCCGCCGUGAUGGACGCAUGGAGGAUUUUCUGAGAAUUGAUGUUGUGGCUAUGAUUUGUGCCAUAAUCAACGGAUUGGCUCAAAGUCGUGGUAAUUAUGUCAUGUUGUCCUCCUGCAUGCAUAUACUUGGUUCUUUCGCGCUUUGCUCGCCUGAGCAAGUAAUGGAGGAGCUUGGGAGAACGAGUCUUCUUCAGCCGUUUGGCAGCUCCAUUGGUGGCGAGUGGGUCUCUACUGGAAGUCUUCUUCAAAUGCUUCUGCAGAAAGUAGAGCCGAGUAUUGGAGACUACCCUCUUGCUCUGGCUGCCCUUGGUUUUACCAAAACAAUAGUUGAGAAAGGUGUUGAAUCCGAAAUGUUAUCUUCUCUCGUCAUGUAUAUGGUGCGGGAGCUACUUCUGAACCAUGGAAACUGGAAAUACCAACAACCUCAUCAACGGUGGCAGAUCACUACUCAGACAUUGCAGGUUAGCUUGUCAGUACUGACAGGAACAUCAUCAAGAGUGUCAACUGGGAACUUACGAAGGGUGUUGCUAGAAACUUUUCUCUUCGACUCUAUUAUCCAAGAUUUCAUUUUCCAAAUUUUGUCCAUAGGUUCAACUUUAGAGGAGCUGCACUACAAUCGAUCAGUGAGACCCAGAGAACUGGAAUGGGUACAGUAUGCCCUACAUACAGUUCUUUUACUUCUGCACCAUGUCCUUCUUGAUGCGACUGUUGGCCCUGCAUCAAAAGAUUAUCCAGGAAUGUCACUGUUGGAGCAGUCUCUUUUGCGGAAGUUUGCUGGCCCUCUGCCUGUAGUUGCAAUAAUUGCUUCAUUCUUAAGUUUCUCUCGCAAUGCGGACAUGCAAUUAGCAAGUGUAAGGGCUCUCACCAGCCUCUGCGUUUCAGCUCAGAAAGCACGGCCUCAUUCGGUCAGCAUAGCGAGCUACAUUUCUUCUCCUGACCAAAGGAAGGUUUUGCGCAAUGUAAUAUGUCAAUUUUUGUCGGAAGAAGGCUGGGUGUCCCAUCAGGAGUUGUUUAUCGCAAUAAUUGAGCUCUUAACUACUGCAGUAAAAUGGCAACCGUCCCUAGUGGCACUGUUUUUAUUUCCAGCCGAACAGUCUCUGUCAACUAUUCGAGUAACUGGCGAUCUCUCCGCGGCACAGUCGGCACACUCUGGUCCUUCAUCUGCAGAUCAUUCAAGCGGAGUACUUGAUGUGCUAUGGAAAACAAUUCUCAAAUCUAAUGAACUUGUUAAAAGCCACCCACAGAUGCUAUCGAGAGUGCUUUUUCUUUUAGCCUCAAUAUGGCAAGAGGGCAUUGAAUACCUUCGCAUUAUUGAGACACUUCGCCAGAAACCAAAUUUUUGGAGAAACCUAGCUUCUGGUCUGUCAUUCAUAAGUGGAUUGACUACUAGUCCAAUUCCUACUCUUCAUCAAAAUACGGGCGACCUAAAUAAACAUGAAAUCCUAUUGCAAGCAUUUAGAUAUAGAUGUGAAGCGUCAAUUUUAACAAUUAUGGCCUGUGACGUGUUUCUACAAAAGUGUCUGCUUUACCCAACAAGCAAUGAACCUACUACUAGUGGUCUUUCACAAAGCAACAAUAAAUCGUCAAGUGGAGAGAGCGCGACCGUCGGGAGCGAUACAAGCUCUAUUGCGAAGCUCCCUUCCUCAAAAUCUGGUGCAUUUGAGAUAAUCAACGAAUGGGCCAAAAAAUCAGUUACGAGCAGCAUACUCAAAUCAUAUACAUUUUGUUCUUAUGAUCAAGAAGUUAUUCUUAGGGCCAAGGCGGAAGCACGAGUGCUGAUUGUGGGUAUGAUGAGAAAGGUUUUAGCUGGGGAUGUUAGAGGCAUUAGUGCUGCUCUUCUUGAGCGCUUGCGACAGACCAUGACACAGGUGUUUCAACUCUCAUCAUUUGAAGAACUUGUAGUACAGUACACCGCACGAGGUUACAGUCAUGGAAACCAGCUGCAGGUCAUGCUUAUGAGUGAUCUUUAUCAUCAUUUACAAGGAGAGAUAGUAGGGGGCAGGCCAUUACCGACUGGACCUUUUCAGCGGAUAGCGGCAUUUCUGUUGACAAAAGAAAUGGAACUUCUGGGUUCAAUUGGUAAAUUCCCAAUUUUAGAAGGGCUGCAUCCUGCAUACGGAAACGGAUAUGUGUAUGAUACUAAGGCCUUAGAAUCCGAGUUAGGUCUUGAGUGGUGGUCCCAGACGGAAACAGCCAUCUUGCCGCCUUCUGUAGUAGAAAGAUCCAUUAGCUAUUUGGAACAAGCGAAUACCAUGGCUAGCUUGGGACACUCGCAGCUGUCUGCUCUCAGAGCGUGGGCAGCUGUGGUUACAGUGUGUAUCUUCGAUAAGCAAGGAGUCCGAAGCGAAGCAGUUGCAUCUGAACUUGAGUGGAAUGAUGAAGACGUGUAUCGAUGUACUGAGGAUCUUUGUGAGGCACUAGAGUCAGCAGUGGUAGCCAUUGGACUUGCAAAAGACACAUCAAACCUUUUGCCUACAUUCAUGGCCAUGCAAGCACAUUUGCUCCUGAUAUUUGCGCGUUGGCUGUGGAACCGUGUCACCCCUUCUUCAUCACGAAAACUUCGGUUGUGGGCUGUUUGUGCAAAGAUCGUUCGGACUACUGUUGGCUGUCUGAAACUCCAGUUAGAUUCUCAUGUAGACUUUCUGCAGCAAGGCGAGGAGCUAGUGAAAGAGCUAUUAGGAGCCUUUAUAAUAGCCUUGGAAGUUAUUUACACUCAAAAUGGAAGCACUGCAGAAAAUGCUGAGGAGAGGACGAUUGAAGGCGGUCAUGAGAUGGGCGAUGCCUUCUCAGAUGUCACUCUGAUGGGACUUGGUUUUCUCCCUGGUCUAUGCACUGCCGUUGAACACCCUUUGUACGCUAAUCUUGCACUUGCAGGAAUAAACCUCUUAAUUAAGGGUUUUAUUGCACCAACUACUUGGAUGCCGAUUCUGCAGAAUCACUUUCCAACUCAAUCUCUUAUUAGAAGGAUACAUGCAGAUGUAAACAGUGAAUCUCCGAGGGUUGCAUUGAAUAUAUGCCUCUCACUUGCCCGCAUGAGAGUGGGCGCAGAGAUGCUGCAAAAUACAGGAAUCUUUUCUCAUCUUCUCACUUUGAGUAAGCAAUUGCAGGACAACAAGGUUAUUUCAAGCAGCAUGGAAGGCCCUUUUAGUGUAUGGCCUAAUCGAGACCAGCCUUCAGAAGGACACAUGUGGAGGCUGCAGUUGGCUGUUGUUACAGCUCUUAUACGUUCGGGGGGUGAGAAAAUUCUUGGGGGAUCACUGGUAGAAAGCGCAUUCACUUAUGUUGCUGCGUUGAAAGAGUUAUUACUGUCAUCUUUACGGGCACCAGUUCCUGGGUUGGAUACUCAAGGCAGGAAAAAGGCAAAGCUGCAACAGCCAAGAACAACUAUCUCGGCAUUGCAGGAAGUGCAGCACGUGAUGUCUUUGAUAUGUGAGCUUGCAAAUCACCAACUGACAUGGGGGCGGACGUUACCAGAAUCUAUUACUGAAUUUGAAGAGAUGAGUUUGCACCUGUUGGCAUACAUUGCCAGAGAGGGUUUAGUUCGAUCUGGAGUCUAUCAUAGCUUCCAUGUAGGCAUCCAGUGCCAUCCAGUACAAAAGGAAGAAAUUAUUGCUCACGGCAGACCGUCUUUUGUAGGAAGCUGUGCCGGGUGGUUUGCACUGUGUGCCAAAGGCUCUACAGUGAAAGAGAGUAACGGAGCAGCCUCUCCUCCUCCCAAGGUUGCACCUCAGGCAGCAGCCGCUUCUCCCACAAGGUCUAGCUCUUCAUUAUCAGGGUCAGGUCUAAUUACAAGUGGGAGCCUUCCAUCUAUUACCUCCAGCGUUACAUAUACAGAGUACUCGGAUCUUGUUGCUAUUAAUGUGUACAGACUAGUGCUUCUUCUUCUCAACUUCAAUUGCAAACAAGUACGACAUGCAGUUGAUAGAUUUGAGGAUAGAGGGGCAAUCGAUUACAGCCAUUUUCCUCAGCUUCCUGCUCCGGAGGUUCUUUAUCACUUACAGGAUCAAGUUGGGGCCGUUCUGAUAGAUAUAUUACGCGCAAGAGAAGGGAAAGUGAUCCAGGAGGCUGUAAAAGAUGUCUGUCUACUUCUCUUCGGUAUUUUGGAAAAAUCUCUUUACCUCGGUGUGGCUGUAUGUAGAAGUUGUGGUCUUACCCCUCAUCCUCUACGAUCUGACGACUUUGGGAAAGAGUUCCGCGCUUUGCUAUCAGCUUCUCAAAAUUUUGAGUUUCUAGAGCGUCCAUUGAGAUCUUUGAAGCGCGUCGUGGCCUUAGCUUUUCCCGAAAUCAGUUGAAUGUAUUCAAGAAUGUGGUACUUUCGCUGCUUCGGCAACAAACCUUAGUUUAUUACUGAAAUGAAGAACCACUCAUGUACCGGUUCUGUUCUGGCUUGGGAGUGUAGUUCCAGAUAAGAAAGGAUACUUCACAUAGCCAAGGUGUUACUGUGGUUGUCCGCCAUGCUGCCCUUUGAUGUUGAGCAAUUGUGUGGAAGAAUGUCGAGAAAUCUUUGCUUCCUUUAGGCGUUUGGGUUUUCCUCAGAAGAUUACAACAAAGACAGUAGGAGUUCUGAAGCUGGUAACGCUUGAUGUGGGUAAGUUCCCAGCAUGCGUAAACAGAAACUUAGCACCGUCAGGUGUCAGAGUUGUGCAUUGUUCUAAUUUUGUGCUUAUAAAUUUCAGAAUGUAAAACAUGUAAAACUCAUCGGUUUUUUA